AUGACUGACCAUACCCAACAGAUCCCUUCUAGGGAUUUUGACUCGCCUGAGGAAAGAACAGUCAGACAAUCCCUCGAACACUACCUUGCAUCGCAAAAACGCUGGGAAUUACCCAAGAUUGGAGCUUCAGACUACGGUAACAUUCGUCACUCACGCAACUCUGAUCCUCUGAGCAACUCAAAUACCCUCAUCACAGAGCUCAUUGGGUUGUUGGAUGCAGACGAAGAGUUUCCUAACGAGCGACCUCUGUCUGAAAUCUCAUCAACAAUCUCCGGAAACACUGGGUCCUCUGAUCUUUUAAUUGCUUCUGCUCUUCGCUUUGAUGAAGAACUGAAGCCCCGUGACUGUGACGAGAACGCAACUGCACUUCCUUCACCCCCGCUUUUUCCCUUACCAUUUCCCUCCUUUUCGCCUAUCCAACCCUCUGUUUCUUACUACGAUCUCCCUUCUCCUAAACAAAAUCUAGAUUCUACGUUCAGGAAAGGAAUUCGUGAUAAGGUUUCUCACCCUUCUCUCCCCUUUUCUCCCCAGACCUUUGCCAACAAAGAAACUCCCAUCAUCUCAACCUUCCAGCGCAAUAUUCCAGCCUUACCAGAAAUUAUCCACUUGCCCAUAUCUGGUCCUUCGCCGCUGUUGGCAGCUUAUCCAUCAUUGCAGCGCAGUACUUCAGUGAAAGCAGAAGUUAAGGACAGUUUCAAGGCCCGCCUUUCUAGAUUUAUCAAGCGCAAGUUUCAAAUCCCUUCUCCCAAAUAA
Messenger RNA from Penicillium taxi, 753 nucleotides. RefSeq lists its product as uncharacterized. The record is from RefSeq and is a predicted model, not a curated record. The transcript is spliced from 2 exons. Lineage: Eukaryota; Fungi; Ascomycota; Eurotiomycetes; Eurotiales; Aspergillaceae. The coding region runs from base 1 to 753 and encodes 250 amino acids.